AUGGGGCAGCCGGUAAUCAUACAGGUUGAAAAUAUUUGCUACCCCAUUCUUGCAAUUGUUGGCGUUCCGGCUAAUCUGGUGACAAUUAUGAUUCUAUCCCGUGAACUUUGCGACCUUUCCAAAUGUGUCACCCGAUAUUUUGUGGCAAUGGCAGUGGCGGAUCUAUCAGUUCUGGUAUUUGACGUAAUAUUCUAUGAGAUCAAAGAUUACUAUUUCCCAAAUUUGUUUUUCAACUAUACACCAAUUUGCACUCUGAGCAUUGUCCUGAAUAUGGCGUCUGUUGACUGUUCUGUGUGGUUAACUGUUGCAUUCACCUUUGAUCGAUUUGUGGCUAUUUCUUGCCAAAAGCUGCAAAUAAAGUAUUGCUCUGCUAAAACGGCAACCGUGGUUAUAGGAAUGGUUUGUUCCGUGAGCAUUUUACAGACUGUUCCGACGUAUUUUGCGUUUGAACCUCGAGAAAUAAUAGACAACCGACCAUGGUCCUGUUCUGUGAAAGCCAGUUUCUAUAAAUUACCUCUGUGGAUUGCAUAUCGGUGGAUGGAAAUUAUUUUAACUCCAUUUCUUCCAUUUGUUUUGAUAUUACUUUUCAAUGUACUGACCAUUAGGAGCAUUGUACAGACAAAUAGAGUCACAAGAAGACUCAGAGGAAACGAAAAAGAUCUGAGACAUAAUGAUCCACAAAUGGUGAAUAGGAGAAAUUCGAUGAUAAUCUUAAUGGCCAUAUCUGGAAACUUUAUUAUUUUGUGGACUGUAACAUUGGUAACUUACCUACUUGUCCAAUUUACAGAUGUAACAUUAUUAGUAGCAAGUUACAAUGACCCAUUUACAAUUCUGGAACAAACAGGCUAUAUGCUAAGGACUUUGACUUGCUGUACAAACACCUUUAUUUAUGCAGUUUCACAACGUAAGUUCAAAGAUGAGCUUAAGAAUUUGAUCAUGAUCCCCAUUUCUCUGCUAAUACCUUUCUUUAAAUCACCAGAAUUAGAUGAGAAGUUGGAUAUUUGUAUUUGUGUCAUUGUGUUUUCCAAUCCUUAUGUUAAUUAA
Messenger RNA from Rhincodon typus (whale shark), 1044 nucleotides. Its product is annotated as probable G-protein coupled receptor 139. Gene Ontology annotation, molecular function: G protein-coupled receptor activity. The coding region runs from base 1 to 1044 and encodes 347 amino acids. The transcript is spliced from 3 exons. Gene Ontology annotation, biological process: G protein-coupled receptor signaling pathway. Gene Ontology annotation, cellular component: membrane. Lineage: Eukaryota; Metazoa; Chordata; Chondrichthyes; Orectolobiformes; Rhincodontidae. The record is from RefSeq and is a predicted model, not a curated record.